AUGUUCCUGAGAAGCGCACCCUAUAGUAAGCAUACAGAAAAUGAAAUAUCUGACGAGCCUAUCGAAGAAACCUCGUCAUCAGGCAGCAAUCUCAUAAAGAACCUUAAGAUUGCACAAAAUAUCCUGCGUGAUCAUGGUCAUUUCCGAGAGUCCGAUGCCCUGAAUGAUGUCCUUAUUACCUGUGCACAACCCCCUGAACUGGGUGGGUUAGGUCUGGCGGAACAUGCCGACCUUACCGAGGACUCACUUCCCGCUCCGCUGCCUACCCGUCCCGAAGGCCGGAGGGGCAUGACCCUGAGUGAAAAGGUCUUCCCAUUGCACGACACUGGCCAGCGGGGUUCGGUAGCUCCGAGCGACUUAAUACGAGUCGAUGUGGAUCGGGUGAUUGCAUCGGAAGCUUCUUGGGCAGGCAUGGAGUCAACGUACAACCGCCUUAGAAAGCCGGGGAUCUUCCGUAAUGACCGCUGCUGGCUCGCUGGAGAUGAUGUAGUUGAUCCUCGGGUCAACAGCCUUCCGAAACUUGCGUCGGCUGAAUUCUUGAUUGAAAUGACGACUAAUGAGGCAGCUGGGGAGCACUGCUUGCAGUAUACCCAUCCAGAAUUCUGUGACCGUGUGAAAGAGGGUUUCAAUAUUGUUGUUGCCGGCAAGGCCUUUGGCUGUGGAUCCUCUCGGGGACAGGCUGUCAGGGCACUGCUGGGGUGUGGUGUCAAAUGUAUCAUUGCUGAAAGCUUUGCUUUCAUCUUUCAGCGCAACAUGCUAAACCUUGGACUCCUUGGCAUUACCAUGCCGGAGAGAUCAUUCCACGCGGCUGUCGAGGAUGGGGCGGAAAUCACGAUUGACUUCAAUGAUAGUAUCAUUGAUAUGGAUGGACAAACAUUCAGCUUUAAUCUCAGCCCAAUGGAGAGAGCGCCCUUUCAUCAUGGUGGUAUUGCGUCUGCCUUUAGAAGGUUUGGCAGUAACUUAUUUGAAGCGAUAACGGAGGGAAAGAGCAUGGGUCUAACGCCUGAUCAUGGCAUUAAAAAGUCCGCGGACUUACAUCCCGAGCUGCAGUGGUAG
Aspergillus caelatus is the source of this 1056-nucleotide messenger RNA. RefSeq names its product Aconitase/3-isopropylmalate dehydratase. The coding region runs from base 1 to 1056 and encodes 351 amino acids. The record is from RefSeq and is a predicted model, not a curated record. The transcript has 5 exons. Lineage: Eukaryota; Fungi; Ascomycota; Eurotiomycetes; Eurotiales; Aspergillaceae.